Molecule: messenger RNA, 614 nt
Organism: Suillus subalutaceus
Lineage: Eukaryota; Fungi; Basidiomycota; Agaricomycetes; Boletales; Suillaceae
Exons: 3
Coding region: 69-383 (104 amino acids)
Source: RefSeq, a predicted model, not a curated record
CGGGCUCUCCUGUCCCAUACCUUGACUAUACAUCACCCGCUCCUCAUUGUCUACUCUUUAUAUCACUCAUGUUUGCCAUGAUCACGAUAUUGACAUCCGGCUCGAGCAUGAUACGCUGGCUACACACUGAUCGGCAGUGGACUCAAGAACAACUCAAGCCAGGCGGCUACUUUGUCCUGUCUUACUUGUUGUCAAUAGUCUCCCCCAUACUCUUUGUCACAUGGUCCCUACAUUGUUUUAUAUUCGGUAACGAUUUAAUAACAGGCCUUUGUUCCCAGAGCAUGAUCUGCCGUGUAGCCACUGCGUUCUGGUUUAUUACGUACAUCGUCAAUAUUGGAACGAUACUGAUGCAAUCCAUGUGGAAAUAUACGACAUCGCGCUAGAUAUCGUCAGUAAUUUCCACUUUCCACUUUACUCCUUCUUGUCUUACCCGUGGUUUAUCUAUGUUCAAUAUAACCUCCCUGAUAUACCGCACCCACGUGUGCCCAAAAUAUAGACCAGUGUAUGUAUGCAGUCCGUGGCUUUUAGUUAUACCAAUCUUUCGAGAGCGCCUUACGCCGUAUCAAAUCAUAUCAGCGUGAGAGCUUAUGGAAAAGUUCUCGUGUCAAGACUUA